AUGAUCUUCAAAAAUAUUUCAAAUAUGUUCUCUGCUGUUAAUAACAAUAAUAAAUAUAAUAACAAAAAUAAUAAUUUUAUUAAUAUAUCAAAAAACACUGAUUAUACAAUAAAUAUUAAAAUGGAUCGUGGAAAUCCUAAAUAUACUCCAGUACAACCAAAUAAUAUAUAA
Messenger RNA from Dictyostelium purpureum, 171 nucleotides. RefSeq lists its product as uncharacterized. Lineage: Eukaryota; Evosea; Eumycetozoa; Dictyosteliales; Dictyosteliaceae. The coding region runs from base 1 to 171 and encodes 56 amino acids. The record is from RefSeq and is a predicted model, not a curated record. The transcript has 2 exons.